Malus domestica (apple) is the source of this 1335-nucleotide messenger RNA. RefSeq names its product NDR1/HIN1-like protein 6. Lineage: Eukaryota; Viridiplantae; Streptophyta; Magnoliopsida; Rosales; Rosaceae. Gene Ontology annotation, cellular component: plasma membrane. The record is from RefSeq and is a predicted model, not a curated record.
AAAUGUUUGACGAUGCCCACACAUACAUAACGAUGUCCUUAACCAAUCGAAAUCACCAUAUAUAUCCCUACGAAAAUCCCACCUCCUCUUCCUCACAUUGACGUCCACCUUCGGUCUCCAGCCAUCAUCCACCCGACCAUCAUUCAAUCGAAGAAGAAGAAAGAUCAAGUACCUCUCUUUUUUCUUCGAUCUCCAAACUUACCUAGGUUGUACGUCCAAUCUAUGCAUGCAUAUGCGUGCACAUUAAGUAAUUGAAGGGUUAAGUAGGUAAUACGUACUUGAUUCAAUUGCUAUCGCAACCUAGGUAGUCGUACCAUCGAAAUUUAUCAUAUAUUAUGCACCCCGGCCCCAAUCACCCUCCGCCGUACGUGAUGCUCCAAGAUCAAGGCCAUCCAGGUCCCCAUGGCCGCAAUCCUCCUCGCUUUAAUGGCCAAUACCGUCCCAAUGGGCACCGCAAAAGCAGUUGUCUGAGAUGCUACUGUUGUUGUUAUUGUUGCAUCUUCAUAACCCUAGUGGUGAUCAUUGCAGCCGUGGUCAUCAGCCUAAUAAUUAUCAAUCCCAGUGUGCCCAAAUACAGUAUUAAUGACUUCUCUGUCAAGGCAUUCAACGUCACCCCUGAUUUCAACCUCCACGCGCAAUUUAUGGUCACGGUAAAAGCUGUGAAUCCCAACAAAAAAAUCUCCAUUAUAUAUGAGAAGGGCAGCACCGUGCAGCUCAAGUAUUCCGGGAUGAAGCUUUGUACCGGGGUGGUCCCACAUUUUCGUCAACCGACGAGCAAUACAACCAUGAUCAACGUGGAUUUGAACGGAGACUUGAAAGGGAGUGACUUUCAGGGAUCCAUAGGGGAGUCACUUAUGAAGAAAAUCAAGAGUGGCAGGGUCCCUUUGACUGUUUCAGUUAGGGUACCGGUCAAUGUAGGGCUUGGGAAUUACAAUAUGUUGCUGAAUCCAAUCGGGAUUUACGUCGAUGCCUCCAUGGUUGUCAACAAUUUGUCCCAGCCAGAUAAGAAAGUACAGAUUUCAGACACUAAAUAUGACUUUAAUUUUGGAUUUAAGUUCAAAAAAUGAUAAUCCACAUGAAUGUCAUAACCUUGAUUUCAGAAAAAAUGUGCAAGGUAAAGCAUUAGGCAAGUUAUUUACUAGCUCGCUAGCUGCUUAAUUUCUGCUGAGGGAAGAUCGAUUAUAUGGUUAGUUAAUGUGUGGUUCUUGCACACAACAAAAUUUCCCUCCUUUUUCUUUCAAAUGUAGAUAAAUUGCAUAUCAAUUAAGAAAAUUUCAUGUUUAAAGAGUUUGUGUAAAGGGAGACUUUGGAUGUGGUCCCUAGCUUUAACCGAAA